Prosopis cineraria is the source of this 1908-nucleotide messenger RNA. RefSeq names its product pollen receptor-like kinase 4. The transcript has 3 exons. The coding region runs from base 1 to 1908 and encodes 635 amino acids. The record is from RefSeq and is a predicted model, not a curated record. Gene Ontology annotation, molecular function: ATP binding; protein kinase activity; protein binding. Lineage: Eukaryota; Viridiplantae; Streptophyta; Magnoliopsida; Fabales; Fabaceae. Gene Ontology annotation, biological process: protein phosphorylation.
AUGGCUUACCACAAAGCCUAUCGUGGGCUUCUCAUCAUGCUCUUGGCCUUCGUCGUAGCCGUUGGCUUUCUGCAGCCAUCUCUAGGUGAUGACGCUCAGGUUCUGAUCAAGUUCAAGAGCUUCUUGUCCAAUGCUGGUGCCUUGAACAACUGGAACGACUCUAUCAGUAUCUGUGACUGGAACGGUGUGAGAUGUCGCAAAGGCGGGAUUCACUUGAAACUGGAGAAGAUGGGACUGAGUGGCACUAUAGAUAUUGAUACCUUGUUGGAAUUGUCCAAUUUGCAGAGUGUUAGUGUCAAGGACAACAAUUUUGAAGGUAAAAUGCCUAGCUUUAACAGGAUUGGGAGGUUGAAGGGGCUGUAUUUGUCCCAUAACAAGUUCUCUGGAGACAUACCUGAUAAUGCUUUUGAGGGUAUGAAAUACCUGAGCAAGGUAUACUUGGACGAAAAUGAGUUUACAGGUCACAUUCCUAGUUCUCUUGCUGAAUUGCCCAACCUUUUGGAUCUGGACUUACAUUCGAAUCGUUUCGAGGGCAACAUACCAGAGUUUCGAACGAAAAAUAAGCUCAGAUUAUUUAAUUUAUCGAACAACCUGCUAGAAGGUGAAAUACCAGGAAGCGCAAACGUUGGCGAUCCCAGUGCAUAUGAGGGCAACAAAGGUCUAUGUGGAAAACCUUUGAAUAACCCCUGCAAAAAGUCUUCCAGGAAACGAGACCUUCUUAUAACUGCCAUUGUAGUGGUGGCCGUGAUUUUCUUGGCUUCAAUUCUAGCAGCUACAUUUGUUGUUCAUCGCCGGAGGCGAAGACGUUCUCAGAUGACGAAAACUACGGUUCAGCAAGUGCAACAUCAAAACAGUGCACCCUUGGUAAUCAAGAAGGAGGAGGCUCCAUCACUUGAUCUGACAGCUGAAUUCAAGACGGGUGAGAAUGGAGAUCUGAACUUCGUUAAGAGAGACGCGGAGAGAUUUGAUCUGCAAGACCUUCUUAGAGCCUCGGCUGAAGUUCUGGGUAGUGGUAGCUUUGGGUCUACGUAUAAGGCUAUUGUUUUGAACGGACCAGCCGUCGUCGUGAAGAGAUUCAAGCACAUGAACAAUCUUGGGAAAGAAGAGUUCUCUGAGCAUAUGAGAAGGCUCGGAAGUUUGAGCCACCCUAAUCUUCUUCCUCUUGUUGCAUUCCACUUCAGAAAAGAAGAGAAGCUUCUGGUUUAUGAGUUCGUUGAAAAUGGCAGCUUGGCCAGUCAUCUCCAUGGUAGGCAUGGUUCUGGACUAGACUGGCCGACCCGAUUGAAAAUCACAAAAGGAGUGGCGAGAGGAUUAGCUUACCUCUACAGAGAAUUCCCGGAUCAAAAACUGUCUCACGGACAUCUCAAAUCCUCGAAUGUUCUGCUAGACCAGUCAAUGGAGCCUCGUUUGACCGAGUACGGACUCGUCCCAGUGAUGAACAAGAGCCACGCUCAACAGUUCAUGGCGGCAUACAAGGCCCCAGAGGUAAAUCAAUUGGACCGACCCAACCAGAAGACCGACGUGUGGUGUUUAGGAAUUCUCAUUCUGGAACUCCUGACAGGAAAAUUCCCGGCAAAUUACCUGCGACAUGGGAAAGGAGGAAGCUCGGACUUGGCCACGUGGGUGAACUCGGUGGUGAGAGAGGAGUGGACAGGGGAAGUGUUCGAUAAGGACAUUCUGGGGACGAGGAAUGGUGAGGGAGAGAUGCUGAAGCUGUUGAAGAUAGGAAUGUAUUGCUGCGAAUGGGACGUGGAGAAUCGGUGGGACUGGAAGGAGACGGUGGCCAAGAUUGAGGAAUUGAAAGAGAAGGAUAGUGAAGAUGAUUUCUCUUCGUUUAAUAACAGUGAAGCGGAUUUCUCCUCCAGGCCUAUGACCGACGAGGAUUUGUCGUUCACAGCACCCAAUUAG